AUGUUUUCACUCAUUUUCAUAUACGAGGUGCAGGUUGAUCGAUUCAUUUGCUUAUCUGAUCAUCGAAUGAGGAAUUCAUUUCACUUCUUUCUGGUAGUUGCCUUUCUUUCUUUUCUUUUCUUUCUUUAUUUCUUUCUUUCUUUUUACUUUCUUUCUUUAUUUCUUUCUUUCUUUCUUUAUUUAUUUAUUCAUUUUCUUCCUUCCUCCUUUCCUGAGUCCCAUUUUUCUUCCUUUCUUUCUUUUUGUUACGUUUCUUUCUUUCUUUCUUUCUUUCUUUCUUUCUUUCUUUACUUCUUUCUUACUUUCUUUCUUUACAUCCUUCCUUCCUCCAUUAUAGUGGUCCAUUUCUUUCUUUCUUUCUUUCUUUCUUUCUUUCUUUCUUUCUUUCUUUUGUACUUUCUUUCUUUCUUCAUCAUUUCUAGAGCCCCUUUCUUUCUUUCUUUCUUUCUUUCUUUCUUUCUUUCUUUAUUUUCUUCCUUCCUCCUUUCCUAUGUUCUUUCUCUUUCUUUUAUUCAUUCGUUCAUGUUCCCUUUCUUUCUUUCUUUCUUUCCUUUCUUUCUUACUUUCUUUCUCUACAUCCUUCCUUCCUCCAUUAUAGUGUUCCGUUUCUUUCCUUUUUUCUUUCCUUCUUUCUUUCUUUUGUACUUUCUUUUUUUCUUCAUCAUUUCUAGAGCCCCUUUCUUUCUUUCUUUCUUUCUUUCUUCUUUAUUUUCUUCCUUCCUCCUUUCCUUGUUCUUUCUCUUUCUUUCAUUCAUUCGUUCAGUUGGAAAUUUUAUUUAUUUAUUUUUACUUUCUUUUUUCUUUACUUUCUGCCUUCUUCCUAUCCAGAGUCGCCUUUCUUUCUUUCUUUCUUUCUUUCUUUCUUUCUUUCUUUCUUUCUCCAUUCAUUUUCUUCCUUCCUCCUUUCCUGAGUCCCAUUUUUUUUCUCACUUUCUUUCUUUUGUACUUUCUUUCUUUACUUUUUCCUUAUUCCUUUACAGAGUUCCCUUUCUUUCUUUCUUUCUUUCUUUCUUUCUUUCUUUCUUUCUUUCUUUCUUUCUCCAUUCCAGAGUUCCGUUUCUUUCUUUCUUUCUUUCUUUCUUUCUUUCUUUCUUUUGUACUUUCUUUCUUUCUUCACCAUUUCUAGAGCUCCUUUCUUUCUUUCUUUCUUUCUUUCUUUCUUUCUUUCUUUCUUUCUUUCUUUUUUCUCCCUUCCUCCUUUCCUAA
This is a messenger RNA of Acanthosepion pharaonis, 1206 nucleotides long. Lineage: Eukaryota; Metazoa; Mollusca; Cephalopoda; Sepiida; Sepiidae. The record is from the annotation of a GenBank genome assembly.